CAGUAGUGAGUGGAGUCGGAUCUAUGUAGUUUAAGCCGAAUAAAAUGCAGGUCUAAACAGAGCUCCACAGGUCAGGUUGCCUUUGGGAAGAAAGUCACACGUCUUCACAAUGGGGUCCAGUGCUCCAUUUGUUUUUGCUAUGGUGCUGUAUGUGAUCGGUCUCCAGGUUGAAGCUAAACAACUGCCUUGGCCUUAUCAUGAGGGGGAAGACCAUUCUGCUUUUUCUGACUGGCCAACAGCAUAUGAUUCAGUAGGGGAGGCCCAAGUUGGGAAUUCUUUUGGUAGCUCCUGGUCACAAGGACUUCAAAGCGCUGUUCAGGAACCUGUGAAACCUAUAGUGCAUCGCAGGCCUGGCCGAAAGCCUGCUCUCUCUCAGUCCAAGCAAACACUACAAGAGCCCAGAAAGCAGUCGUCAUGGAAGUACCCACAGAUGCCAGAGAAAUCCGUGAUUCCUGAGGCUCCGUUUGUGCCGAAGGUGCCGGUCCCAGCCAACUCUGUGGCUGUGAGGUGCGGAGAGGUUAACGUACUGGUGGAAGUGAACCAGGACUUCUUUGGCACUGGCCAGCUGAUUGAACCAGCUGAUAUCCGUCUUGGUGACUGUUUCAUGACUUCGGAUGACAUCUCAUCUCAGAUUCUAGUAUUUGACUCUGAACUGCACCAAUGUGGAAGCAGGCUUCAGAUGACUGAGGAUGAACUGGUGUAUACUUUCACCCUUGUGUAUGCACCUGAAGCCCUUGGUGAAACUUCUAUUGUAAGAACAAACGGCGCUGCAGUUGACAUCGAAUGCCGUUAUCCAAGGGAGCACGAUGUGAGCAGUGAUGCCCUCAGGCCAACCUGGGCCCCUUACGCUGCCAUUGAAAUUGCUGAGGAGGGCCUGGUCUUCUCCUUGAGACUCAUGACCGAUGACUGGAGGUUUGAGCGGGCACCCAAUACCUACUUCCUGGGAGACAUCCUGUACAUUGAAGCCUCCGUGACCCAGUACAGCCAUGUGCCGUUGCGUGUGUUUGCUCACUCAUGUGUGGCUACUGCAGUCCCUGAGAUGAAUGCGUUACCCAGAUAUUCAUUCAUUGAGAACCAUGGGUGUUUUGUUGAUGCCAAGCUGGCCGGCUCCAGAUCUCGCUUUCUGCCCAGGGCUCAGAAUAACAAGCUGCGGUUUGAGCUGGAGGCCUUUAGAUUUUCACCGGGAUACGGAGACGAUAUCUAUAUUACCUGCGAGCUGGUGGCAACCGCAGCCUCAACGGUUUCCAACCACAAGGCUUGCUCCUUCACUAAUGAUAGAUGGACUUCUUCUGAUGGUAUGGAUGAGACGUGUGACUGCUGUGACUCUACAUGUGGAACAGGAGGGGCUGCAGGUGGACAGUGGGACUCGAAGGCGCUCUUGGGGCCAGUAAAGGUCACCGAUGCAUACUGAAAUGUUAUGCAAAUACCUGCAUUUUAAAUAAAAAUGCCAUGAACCUA
Molecule: messenger RNA, 1458 nt
Organism: Sardina pilchardus (European sardine)
Lineage: Eukaryota; Metazoa; Chordata; Actinopteri; Clupeiformes; Clupeidae
Product: zona pellucida sperm-binding protein 3-like
Exons: 8
Coding region: 110-1411 (433 amino acids)
Source: RefSeq, a predicted model, not a curated record